This is a messenger RNA of Dreissena polymorpha, 1422 nucleotides long. Its product is annotated as fucose-1-phosphate guanylyltransferase-like. The record is from RefSeq and is a predicted model, not a curated record. NCBI's taxonomy places the organism in Eukaryota, Metazoa, Mollusca, Bivalvia, Myida, Dreissenidae. The coding region runs from base 1 to 1422 and encodes 473 amino acids. Gene Ontology annotation, molecular function: transferase activity, transferring phosphorus-containing groups. The transcript has a single exon.
AUGUGCCCAGGGAUUUUCGUGACUUACGCCGAUGAUUUCCUGGUAUAUACACUUGGAAACAACCAUGAAGGCAUUAAGUUUGCCUCAGAAGGUUUCACAGCACUUGCGCAUCCUUCAACAUUAGAGGUAGGCGUUGGACAUGGAGUGUAUGUGUUUGAUAAAGUCGACCUCAUAGAUCCGAGAAUUCCACUGCAGCGCUGUAACUGCAAUCGUGUAUUACAGAAACCCAGCAUAGAAAUAAUGAUUAAAAAUGGCGCAGUUUUGGAAAAUGAGAAUAUGAACUUUGCUGAAGGAAUUAAAAUUGAGGGAAAGGCUGCUUACACUGAUAGUUCGUUUUUCUUUGCUCAGGAUGUAACGAAAUUGCUGUCAAACUUUCUCAAAGCCAAUGGCCCCAUCCAAGGCGAAAUUGAUGCAUAUGGGGAUUUCCUUCAGACUCUGGGACCAGGGUCCACAAAUGAGUACACCAGCAAUAUGGCAAACGUCAGCGCUUGCACUCCAAAGCUGGAGGAAACAAGAGACUGCAUAUACACGCUUCUGAAAGGAACCCCAUUAGUGUUAAUGGUCAUGAAUGCAUCCAAGUUCAUCCACAUCGGGACAACCAAAGAAUACAUUGAACACUUCUGCUGUGAUGCCGAAUUUCAAGGAGAACUGGGCCUUGGGAAAGAUGUGUUUAAUUUGUGGAUAGAAUGGCAGAGUGGAGACAAUCUUAAUGACCAAUGUCACGGAGAUGAAGCUCUACCAAUCAAGAAGUGUAGAUUGUCUGACACAUCUUUAGGUUGUGUAAUGCAUAGCCGACUUCCACUGAGCUCCUUUGUUGCUCGCACAGCCGUUGUAGAGUACUGCAAGUUUCUUAUUCCAGUAACAGUAGGACAAAACUGUAUUCUAAGCAACUGUGAGUUCACUUCUCUAAGUGCAUCAGAAAUGAAACACAUAGGAAUUUCAGACGAGGAUUUGCCUAAGGAGUGUAUAACUAUCCCUCCCAAUGUGUUCUUGCGCACUGUCCCUGUACACAUUGGUAACAAAACUCAGUUUGUGACUGUCUUCUUUGAUAUAAAGGAGAACUUGAAGAAAUCCACAGAUAGUAAUGACGUACAAAAUCUGCCUUUUCUUGGAAAGGUUAUCAGCGACUUUGCUCGAGUGACAAAUGCUAACAUUUCAAGUGAUGCUCCUGACAUGAGUGAUGGUAAAUCCAAAGUAAAUGUGUGGUUCUCCAGCCUGUUUACAGCUGCCGCCACACCUAGCAAGUCUUUCAUUUUGGCGCUUUUUUGCAUAAAAGCACUGAAAACAGAUGAUGAUUCUGUAGUUUCCUUGGAGGAAAAAUCUCUCUUCUCCAUGGCAUCUCUGCUGAAGACCAAAGAUGUUCAUGAAAUGCUGAAAAAAAGGAAUGAUCUUUACCAAGAUAUUAAGCAAGGAUUCUGUUGA